AUGAGAAGAUCGAAGAACCGAAAAGGAAUCCUUCGAGCACUAUGGUCCAACCCAUCCCUAAACGAGAAUCUCUUACAACAGAGGCUUAGUGUCAAAGCCAGUAACUCCUUGGAAGCAAUCUCACCUGUGAAGGGGAGGAGAUCUGGAAAAGGCAUGAGGGAACAGAAAGACCAAAAACCUCGUAGGCCCCUACUUCAACUCCAUGAAGCCCGAAGACUUGGUGCAAUAGCCUCUGGUCCUGUUAAUGCAUGGGCAGAAGAAACUGAGAGCCUCUCUGUGCUGGAGCAGAAAGUAAGAGCCCUCAAGGAAAAGAGGAUGUUGGCUAAGAAACAGGCUCUACGUGUGAGUGCCGUCUUGGAAGAGCCACCCUCCCUGAAGAAGGGCAAGAGCUGGGGGCAGAGGAAGCCAAAUACAGCCAUCACACUGGUGUCUGAGGGUUCAUCAUCUCAGGACAGCAUAGUAAUCCCUAAAGAGCAGGUGGAGGCUUACCUGGCAGACAGGUUGUGGGACAGCAGUGACGACCUGGAGAUGGGCCCUAUGCCUACCCCCCUUGUAGGUCACAACAGCACCUAUUCUCCAAGUCAGUUUAGGUUCAGGAAGGAAAAACAGAGGUUACCAGAAAGGAGGCUUUCUGACUCGGCUCUAUCCCCAGAGACCAAUUAUUUCCAGGAAAACUCAACUCACAACAGACCAAGGUGUCGCAGGGAUUUGACCCAAACGCCUUCCUUGGAGACUGGGAAAUUGGGAGCCCGUGCAAAACGCCAAGUCCCAGCAGGAGCCCUGAAUGAGCUAUCUCUAGCCUUAGAGCAAGAAGAACCCCUGCCCUGGACCACCCUGCAGGGACAGCUGUGGAGAGCUGGCAGCUGGGAUAGUUUGAGGAGUAGCAGCAACUCCUGGUCCUUGACUGACCGAGUGGAGAAGAACCGCCUUCUUCUGCAGGAGAAGAAGAGCUUAUCUGAAUACAGCAGCAGCUCACACAACACCAUAGCCCAGGAUGGAACCACCCCAAGGCUGCCCGGGGGAGACCCAGACUGGGACUCAGGAGUAUCUCUGCAGGACUCUGAUCUGUGCAGGGCCUUGGUUUCCAGCCAACAGCUGUCACUGAGCCCCAGGCAUGAACAUGCCAACCAUCUUCUGCAGCAGGCUCGCAUGAAGGCCAAGACUAGUCCUCUCCGGGCCAACCAUGACAUCGUUCCCACCAUGGCCCAUCGGCUCCCUGCCAGGGAUGCUAAUUUAAGUGGUACAAUCCAGACCCCCAGAGUAACCCUUGCCUGCAGAGAGGGGGAUGUCCCCUACAGUGGGAGCCUGAGUGAUUCUUCUAGUGGAGAUUCCAUCAAUGACCAGAGGAGGAAACGGGGCCUCUCCCCAUCCCGAGUUCGAUUUGAAGAUGAGUCUGCCCAAGAUGCUGAGGUUCGAUAUCGGGAGAGAUUGCAACAGCCCCAGAAGAGGGCUUUGGACUCCGUGCUACGAUCCUUUGAUCAGGGACUCCUGGUCUCCAAACCUGAGCUCUCCAACUACAUCAAUGGUGACUUCUGCCCCCGAGACACUCAGCGGGAGGAGGCCUGCUGGACUCCACCAAACAAAGGAGGUAGAGGAGGGCUGGCAGGGAAGAGGAACCUUCUUGGAAAAGUUCCAGAACUUAACACUGAGGGGACGUGUCAUUCCUGUGGCUCCUACCUUCAGGGGGUGCCUCGAGAUACUGUGGAGAGGAAGGUGUCCCCACGUAGGAACCGUGGCCAGGAGAAGGAAGAUACUCGUGGUAUGGAAGGUCAAGGUAUUCCUCACACAGAGUCUCCUGCCUCCCAAAGUCUGGCCUCCCCAGUUUGGAUCCUCCCAUCUCGACAGCGGCUGAACAUAGAGCACAUUCGAGAAACAUACAUUGGAGAAAUCACCUACCCUGUUGAGGCAGAGUCUGCCUUAGAUAGUACCGACACCUCGGAGAGCUACAGAACAGAUAGCGAAGAAGUUAGUAUCCCUCACCAUAGGAACCGAAGCAGAGCUCAAGUUAGUGGCUCCCCAAGGGGCCGGAAGGCUGGAGGAAUACAGAAACGAGUUCGGGAACUUGAAAUGGAGAAGAAAGCUGAGAGCACCCAGCCCUGGCAUAACCAAAUAGAGGUAGACUAUAGAUUAGAAGAACCUAAAAGAAUUGCCCCUGAGGGAUCCUUAUUUCUCAAAGAAGACCAUGGUCCUAUGCUAGCCAUCACUGAGGCUCAGAGUAUUUCUAAAGAAGACGAGAGACCAGAUAUGCCCCAUCUACUAGCGAUUGCCAGACAGAUCUGUAAAUUGACUCACCCAGAAGACACCCAAGCUCCAUAUGGGCCGCUUAAUGUCAUGGCCCCUUCCCAGAAGCUGGCACUGACCGGACCAGGAGGAGAAGCCCAGAUUUCAGGGAACCAAGAGCUCCUCAAAAGUACCUUUCCCCUCCCUCCCAAUUUUGUAAACCCAAGGAGAUCUAGUCAUAGCUCCCCCCAGCUAGCCAAGAAGUCACCUGAAUGUUUCACACUAGGGACUUGGGUUCCUACUCCCCCAACUGUGAAGAAAGCAUCCUCACCUGGGCCUUUUAGGAAGACUAUGUUGGCCCGGAGCCUUGGGCCAGACAACCAAAGGGACUCAACAAACUCUCGACAGGUUUUCCCAAGGGAGAAUGAUAUGGGAUUGGGAGGGAGAACUCGAGGAGAAAACCAGAACAGCCCCUCCAGGAUUAAGCACCAGUUAAUGGUGUCGUCCAAAGGCGACUUCAGCAGUAUUGAUCAUCGGGAGCAAUUGCAAUUGGACAUCCAGAGAAAAGAGGCAAGGGAAAAUCAGAGAGAGAAGGGGCCAGGAAAUCUAAAGCCAAAGCCAUCCCCUGAGAAAAGCAAAGAUGGUGGAUGCUGGGAUAUUCCUGAGUUAGCAGUGACCAGCAACCUUGGCUCCACAGGCAUCGAGGUUUUGUUGACAACAGAGCAACCUCAACCUAGCAUGGACACAGAGGACAAGGUCCAGAGGGCAAAACCAAGCUCGGAAAAAAAUGUCUUGAAAGGAGAAUCACUACAGGACCCUCCAGGACCCUGCAUCACCUCAGUCAUUCCAGCUAGCGAGAACAAGAAAGGGAGCAACACGUCUUCUGGGUUUGGGCUGAAGAAAUUCUUCUCUUUCUUGGGCCAAACCACCCGACAGAAACUGGGCAAGUUUCGCUGUUACAGUAUGGAGCAGAUCGCUCAAACGACUCCUGAGCAGCCCCAGCAGAGUUUAAUACACCAAAUCCUUAAUUCCAAGUUGAAGAAAGCACCUUCUCUGCAGGCUUUGCAAUUGGUGCCACCCUCUCACCAGCAUAGAAAAGCUGACUUGGGUCAAAAUCUCCAUUCUCUACUAAACAAGGCGGAUCGCUCCCGACAGUACCUGUUAGGAGACGAAAGGAAGGACAGAGCAUCUGGCGGGCAACCAGGCAGCCCUACCAGGCACUCCCUCAGUGUAGAUGAUAUCAGUGUCCCCAACCUAGUCCGGACAGUGGGUCGGGUAGUACAGGUAUUUCCUGAUGGCACCAGCCAGUUGGAGCUACAGCGUCCCCCGAAUGGUACCUUUGGCUUCUGUGUGUCUACAGGGAAUGGCCGACCUGAUUCAGGAUUCUAUGUUCAGGAAAUUCCACAUGCCAACACGGCCAAGCUGUAUGCGGGGCUGCUGGGAGAAGGGGAUGAGAUCCUGGAGGUGAACGGAGCUAAGGUCACAGGGUUGGGCUUGUCCCUUGUCAACGAGUUUCUGGCCCACUCAGAGAAUCUGUCCAUUCGUGUACUGAAGCAGAGAAGUCCCCAGCGGUAACCCAGGCUGCUGGACUGCCUGUCUCCAUUACAGAUGUCCUGAAGCUCCCAAGGACUCACUGAGAAGGAGGAAAAAAGCCCCUCUCUUGGCCUGGCUCUGAUGUGUAGCUGCCUUUUGGGGCUCCAUAAAACA
This is a messenger RNA of Gracilinanus agilis (Agile Gracile Mouse Opossum), 3927 nucleotides long. RefSeq names its product KIAA1614 ortholog. Gene Ontology annotation, biological process: establishment or maintenance of cell polarity; regulation of cellular localization; centrosome cycle. Gene Ontology annotation, molecular function: protein kinase C binding. The transcript is spliced from 10 exons. Bases 1 to 3795 code for a protein of 1264 amino acids. The record is from RefSeq and is a predicted model, not a curated record. Gene Ontology annotation, cellular component: nucleus; apical plasma membrane; cell cortex. Lineage: Eukaryota; Metazoa; Chordata; Mammalia; Didelphimorphia; Didelphidae.